Antechinus flavipes (yellow-footed antechinus) is the source of this 2226-nucleotide messenger RNA. It is a transcript of the gene DPP7, whose product is annotated as dipeptidyl peptidase 7. Gene Ontology annotation, molecular function: dipeptidyl-peptidase activity; serine-type exopeptidase activity. NCBI's taxonomy places the organism in Eukaryota, Metazoa, Chordata, Mammalia, Dasyuromorphia, Dasyuridae. Gene Ontology annotation, cellular component: vesicle. The transcript has 13 exons. Gene Ontology annotation, biological process: proteolysis. The record is from RefSeq and is a predicted model, not a curated record. Bases 39 to 1553 code for a protein of 504 amino acids.
GUGGAAUCACGUGGGCGUCUGUCAUGUGACAGUCGGCUAUGUCCCAAUCCGGGCGGGCAGAACCGAGGACUGCAAUCAUGGGCAUGGGGAGCCGCGUGUCCGCCGCCUGGAGGGGCCCCAGCCUCACUGUCACCUGGCUGCUGCUGGGGCUGGGGCUGGGCCCGGGCCCGAGCAGCGGGGAGUCCUGGGGAGCCUCCCAAGUGGACUUCCAAGAGCGAUACUUUGAGCAGAUUUUGGAUCAUUUCAACUUUGAAAGUUAUGGCAACAAAACAUUCCUCCAGCGGUUCCUGGUGACAGAGAAGUUCUGGAAGAAGGGAACAGGACCAAUAUUUUUUUAUACGGGAAAUGAAGCUGAUGUCUGGGCCUUUGCCAGUAACUGCGAUUUCAUUCUGGAGCUAGCAUCAGUUGAGAAGGCUCUGGUCAUUUUUGCUGAACAUCGCUACUAUGGAAAGUCCCUUCCAUUUGGGGUCCAGUCCACCAGAAAGGGAAAUACAGCUCUGCUUACAGUAGAGCAGGCCUUGGCUGACUUUGCUGUGCUGAUCCAGGCUCUGCAAAAGGAGUACAAGGCUGAAAACGUGUCUGUUAUCACCUUUGGAGGCAGUUAUGGAGGGAUGCUCAGUGCCUACAUGAGGAUGAAGUACCCCAACCUAGUGGCUGGGGCACUGGCUGCCAGUGCUCCUGUGCUCUCCAUUGCUGGCAUUGGGGACUCCAGCCAGUUCUUCAGAGAUGUUACUGCUGACUUUGAGAACUAUAGCCCCAAAUGUGCGCAGGGUGUGCGAGAAGCCUUCAGACUGAUCAAAGACCUGUAUCUUCAGCAAGCCUUUGACAAAAUCAGCCAGGAAAUGGGUACUUGCACGCAGCCUUCAAGUGACUCAGCCAUCACCCAACUGUUUGAGUUUGCCCGAAAUGCCUUCACCAUGAUCACAAUGAUGGACUACCCCUACCCCACUGAUUUCAUGGGCCAUUUCCCAGCCAAUCCUGUCAAGGUGGGAUGUGAUCGGCUCCUUCGUGCAAAGAACCAGAUCCAGGGGCUCAGGGACCUGGCCGGACUGUUUUACAAUACUUCUGGGACAGAGCCAUGUUUUGAUAUCUAUAAACUUUACCACAAAUGUGCUGACCCCACAGGCUGUGGCACGGGCCCCAGUGCAGAGGCCUGGGAUUAUCAGGCCUGCACCGAGAUCAACCUCACCUUUGACAGCAAUAAUGUAACCGACAUGUUCCCUAAGAUCCCAUUCACUGAUGAGCUUCGAGAGAAGUACUGUUUCACCAGGUGGGGUGUCAGGCCCCGGAAAAGCUGGAUGCAGACCAACUUCUGGGGGAAGAAUCUCAAAGCUGCAAGCAACAUUAUAUUUUCAAAUGGAGAUCUGGAUCCCUGGGCAGGGGGUGGGAUAAGGAGUAAUUUGAGUUCGUCCUUGAUCGCUCUCACCAUCCAAGGCGGAGCUCAUCAUCUAGAUCUCAGAGGGUCUAAUCCAGCAGACCCUGUGUCUGUCAUAGAGGUCCGGAAGCUAGAAGCUGCAUAUAUCCACGAAUGGGUGAAAGCAGGAAGACAUUAACAGUAUGACUUCCAAAACUACAUUGUGUGGGACUCUCUACCUUCAGUGCCAGCCUCCGGAACAGUUUCUAAAGCCAGGCCUAAAGUGGGGUUUUGGAUGUCCCUUUGUACCCAAAGGGAACUUUCAAAGUCUUUAAGAUUAUCAGAUUAGGACUAUUGUUUGAUACUCAGCCUCCCAGGAGCAAGUUUUGCAAGAUCACCAUAAGGCUUAGCAUAUGAUCUCUACUGGUCUGACAUCUGGGCUGUGAAGAAGUAUUUGUAUACUGGGUUCUCUCUUAAUUGGGCUUAACAAACUCCUUCCCCCUUCUUCCUCUUCCCUGCUUCCCCCCACCUCCCCCACCCCCGAGUUUUCCAUUUUAAGGAAUCUUGGGGAAUGACAGUAAUGUAUAUAGGAUUUUCCCUUUUUGCAUCCCCUAAAAGUAAAAGCCACAACAAAAUACAACCAAAAAAGCUCCACCCUUUACUUUUGGUACUCUAAAGACAGAUAAAUUGAAGUUACCCUUGGGUAACCUUUGCCAUUCCCACCUAGCUGUACUUGAAAUUAGAAUUUUCUCUUCCCCUACUUCUGAGUAACAAAACAGCACUAUGCUAUUGCAGAAGGAGCGUUCAGUCAAGAAAUGCUUUAUAUAAACCUGAUGGCACAUGUAAUGAAGAGCAAUAAAAUUUUACCUGGA